GCCGAAUUAGAGUCUUUGCGUGGCAGUCUUACCCUGCAGAGUUAGCAGCAGGCAAGAAGAAGUCGCCAGCGCAACUAAGAGUAAAAGUUAGUGUAGGUGACCCAUCGAGUCAGAGUCGAGUCAAGACAAGGCAACAAACAUCCAUAGAGCUCUGGCAAGCCGUGUCCUUGUGGCGUGAAGGUUCAUCCAGAAAGAGCAAUCAACAGUCGAACAACCGCGACAUCUGAAGUAGCGCUUAUCAUCCCCGGCUACCCUGACUUAGGCUCACGCUUUUCUGCAAGUUAGGUAGUACUGUACUCGAUUGGGUAACAGCAGCAACGAAGACGAAAGUAGCAAGGAAGAAGCAGCUAGUCCAAGGCCAGCCAUGGCGGUAUGUGGCAGCAGCGAGAGCGCAACGAGAACGAAUGAUUCCUUCCACAACGGUAGCAGUCAUCAUCAAAAGCCGGUAGUGGCUCGAAGACGGCGGAGCAGUGGAAGUAGCAGCGUCGGUGGGAGUGUGGGUAGCUUUGACCAACCCAAGAAGAACAUGAAACGACGGAGUCCCCGUUGCAUAUCGGCAGCGGGGGGUAUCCCCAGUCGAUGGCUUGUGGAUUAUCGACGAAAGCAAGCUCAGUUAUCCGCAAACUCCUUGCUGCGACUGCAGAGUUUGGUGGACAGUACUCGAAAGGCAAGGCCGCCACCCGACAAUAUUGAUUCCUACUAUUAUGACACGGAAGAAGAAGAACAAGACGACAAUAACCGAGAUAGUGGGGAAGAAGGAGGAGACGAUGGCAGUGAUCAGGAAGACCAAGAACUACGACAACAAGGCUCUAGUGGAGCCAGUAUUUCCUCUUCCUUGUCUUCCCUGUCAACAGCAGGGGAUCCCCUUCCGCAGCGACUGUCAGCAUCGCGGUCUCUAUCGCCCAAGCCUCCGUCGUCCCGUCCGUUAUCUCCCAAACCUCCGACUUCGAGGUCAUUAUCGCCCAAGCCUGCUCCCAAGAAAAACUCCAUAAAAGUGCCCUCAGACGAUCCUCUCGAGGGAGAUUCCGAACAUUCCAUUGGCAUCCAUCAAGUCUUUACCGCAUCCGCUCAUACCAACGAUACCGGUACCACCCAAGAUAACAGUCAAAGUCGGUAUCAACGCUUUAGUAUAUCCGUCACCAUUUCCGAUUACAACGAAAAGAUUCAAUUCCUACUGCGCAAUCCCGAAGUCGUCAAGGCGGUACGGAAAGCGCUGCAGCAACCGACGGAAGAAGCGUCUGAAUCCAUUUCCCACGCCCACAACAACAAUACUAGCAACAGCAGCAGGUCACGGCGACAAAUCAAAUGCAUCAUUCCUCACGAUCGAUUCCAGUUACCGCAAAUGCAAGCCGUUCGACCCGAACAAAGACUGAGCAGUGGCAGUGCUAGUGCGACUGGCAGUGCCCUUGGCUAUCACCAUUCGGGCACCAAUCUAGCGGCCAAAUUGCACUGUAUUGCCGAAGAUUACGAAGUGUCGCACAGCGAAGUCUUUACCCCCGAUGAGGACAGUACUACUGUCACGGGCGACAACAACGACAAUCACAGUCAUCAUCGACAAGCCAAGCGUCGUUCGACUGGUCAAUCCUGGUCAUCUUCCUGUAGUUCCUUUGCACAAGAUUCGUUUGGAGGUGGGAGUAAUAAUAGUAGUGUCGAGGAAGAUCUCGACAACAGCAACAACAAGAACGACAAUAACCAUCAUCACCAUUCGAAUGCGGAGCUCGACGACGACGACAGGUCCGAAACGAGUACCAUUGCUAGCAUCCUUUCCACAACGCUGCUAGAAGGCGACGACGACGAAGACGAUGCGGAAGAAGAAGACAUUUUCCUAAGAGUCGUGGUCAAACGAAAAGAGGAGAAAGUUCAGGAUGUCCUCAACGCAAUUGCAGCCACGGACGAUGAAGACACCGUGCCAUCGCAGCGUUCCGACGCGCAAGUAGCGACAUCCACAGACGAGGAUUCGUCCUCCUCCUCCUCUUCGUCGGAAAGUGAAACGGAAGAAGUCGAAACCGACGCCGAUAGUGCUCGUGCAUCGUCGUCCAUUGCAUCCAGUACCAUCCAGGGAUCGGUAGCGUCCAGCACGGCCAAUGGCUCCUUGGCAGACCGGUCGACUGCAUAUUCUGUGUCAGAGAGUACCAUAGCCGACUCGGUCGCGGCCGUGGUGACGAGUUUGUUGGACGAUGGCGCAGAUGACGAAGAGGAAGAAGAAGAGCUGACGGAAACAGAAUUUACGUACGAAGGAUCCAAUGCCGCGCUUGUAGCGGAUGACGACGACGAUGAUGAUGUCACGGAAUUUGCACAUGAGGAUGAUGAUGUUUCCGAGUUUGCAGAGGAGGAUGACACGGAAGCAGCAUAUGAUGAAGAGGCAGCAAGCUUUCGAGAGGUCGUGGCGGAGUUUGACGAAAGUGAGGCUGCCUUGGAUGAGACGGAAACAGGAGAAGCAGAGGAGCCGAUUGAAUAUGCUUCCGAAGUUGGUGAGGAAAAUACGAGCAAAUUGACGAACGGUCAACCACGACGACAACUCUCAGAGAUUCGUGAAGAUGCCGAUGGGCCAACCGACAUUACGGAAAGAUCAACUCACGAAUCGGACGCAGGAUCCACGAGAGAUGGAGCGGAGGAACCACAGACCGAUGGAGAAGAUUCCUGCUUGACAAACAAUACAGACAAUUCCUCCCAACACAACCUCACCUACGGCUUGUCCGUGUACCUAUCAAACCAUUCUCCCCGACGAGAGUGCUCUAGCAGAGGCCUGGUCAAGAAGGCGGACUGCGGUGACUCAAAAACGUGCAUGACAGCGUCGGAGACUUCCGUUUCGCGCUCCACUAACGGUUGUAUGGACGAGUCAGCUCAGACAUCCAACACAAACAAAACUGGUUCCUCAAAAGGGACAAAUGCCACCCUUCGGACCUACUCCUCCCAUCGCACCGCCGGAACCAAUCGCACCAGUAAUAGUGCCCCCGGUGCACUGCUGACAACAUCGGAUCGAAACCAUUCUUGCAGGUCGCUAAGCAGCACGAGGAGCCAACUCGACGAAUCGAUCCAUUCUCGGAGUUCCUUCUCCAUGGACGAUCUGUCCAGAGCGUCGUCUGCACCAGUCGAAGAGUCCCGCGGAUCUCGCAGGAGACGAAGGCCGAGCCUUAUGCUGGCGGAGAGUUCCCGUGACACUGAUGUUUCUGGUUCAUCAUUAAUCACGGAAAGCGAAGCUGAUGACAGUACGGUUGGUUCAUCUGUGGAUCAUCGCCGUCGGCGCCCUCCCCGGCUUAGCCGGUCUCGCAGUUCUGACGAUCUCCAACCAAGCACCCAGACCCGAAGUAGGAGAGGAUCGACUCGCGGGCCUCCCAUGAUUCGUGACAAGUCCGGGUUGAUUCCGCGUAGCAAUACUCCGCAAGGGACACUGCUGCGAACUCGAUCGGGAGACCUCAGUGGUCGUCCCAAGGGAUCAUCAGAUGCACGACCGCGGAUGCCACCGCGUCUUGCAAGUCGCGACAGCUCCAUGGGUGGAGGUCUCGCUGGUUCCAGUCGCCUGACUAGAUCACGUUCGAUGAUGGGCGCUUCCAGUAGCGGGAUGGAUCGAAGCCGAGGGCUCACCCGGUCCCGAUCGGGACAUCGAGAUUCGUUCAUGGGAGGAUCAAAGAUCAAGAAAUGGGAUUCCUCGUCAGCCAACAAAAGUGGACACGGACUUUCGUUGUUGGAGCGCCAUUUGCAUGAAGGCACCGCAAAAGCCAAGAAGAAGAGCCGCGGUGGUCGCCGGACGUCGGUUGCGUCCAGAAGCCAUCUUCAGCCUUCGGUGGCCUCGCUGAGCGUGCCUUCGUUGCUUGCGUCUUAAGGCGGAAGUCGUGGCUUGAUAGUCAAUAAAUCUUGGGUUCUUGUAGUCCUCAAGAGAAACAGAUAUCGAGAACCAUGGGUGCAGCGCUAUCGCUCAGUCAUGUUCCUAAUGUAAAAUAGCUACCAUAGCGCAUAGAAUCGUGGACGUUGUACCGGUACGAGUCGAGUCGUUUCGCUAGCACCGUCCAGAUCCGCGAGUCGAGUCGAGUCACUGGCGUUAUCUAGGAACGGCCCGACAAGUACAAACUUGUACUUGACGUACAGGCUGGUUCGUUUUCGUCUCGGAGCCACAAGGUGGCUUGUAUAAAACGUAAAAUGAAAUAAUUGCAAUCCAAUUC
Seminavis robusta is the source of this 4160-nucleotide messenger RNA. NCBI's taxonomy places the organism in Eukaryota, Bacillariophyta, Bacillariophyceae, Naviculales, Naviculaceae. The record is from the annotation of a GenBank genome assembly.